This is a messenger RNA of Brassica napus (rape), 1140 nucleotides long. Its product is annotated as splicing factor 3A subunit 2. Gene Ontology annotation, cellular component: nucleus; U2 snRNP; catalytic step 2 spliceosome. The transcript is spliced from 7 exons. The record is from RefSeq and is a predicted model, not a curated record. Lineage: Eukaryota; Viridiplantae; Streptophyta; Magnoliopsida; Brassicales; Brassicaceae. Bases 103 to 933 code for a protein of 276 amino acids. Gene Ontology annotation, molecular function: zinc ion binding; nucleic acid binding. Gene Ontology annotation, biological process: spliceosomal complex assembly.
UCUUCAUAUAACGAAAUCUCGACCCAUACCAAAACUUUCGAGUAUUCUUCUUCAGCAAAAAUCGAAGAGCGAGCGAUAGAGAGGGUAUUGAUUUUGUAAGCUAUGGACAGAGAAUGGGGUUCGAAACCAGGAGGCGGAGGCGCCGCCUCGGCCCAGAACGAGGCCAUAGAUCGCCGGGAGCGUCUCCGUCGUCUUGCUCUCGAAACCAUAGACAUUGCGAAAGAUCCCUAUUUCAUGCGCAAUCAUCUCGGAAGCUAUGAGUGCAAACUAUGUCUAACGCUGCAUAACAACGAAGGAAACUACUUGGCUCAUACUCAAGGUAAGAGGCAUCAGACCAACUUGGCUAAGCGAGCUGCUCGUGAGGCUCAGGAAGCUCCUACUCAGCCUCAGCCUCACAAGCGUACAGUCUCUGUUCGCAGAACAGUUAAAAUUGGUAGACCAGGGUACCGUGUUACAAAGCAGUACGACCCCGAGUUGAAGCAAAGAUCCCUUCUCUUCCAGAUUGAAUAUCCUGAAAUAGAGGACAAUGUUAAGCCCAAACAUCGUGUCAUGUCUUCAUUCGAGCAGAAAGUUCAACCUUAUGACAAGAAAUAUCAAUACCUUCUGUUUGCAGCUGAACCAUAUGAAACCAUAGCCUUCAAGGUUCCAAGCACAGAGAUAGACAAAUCAACCCCAAAGUUUUUCUCUCACUGGGAUCCAGACUCAAAGAUGUUUACCUUGCAGGUGUAUUUCAAGCCGAACAAGCCAGACCCAUUCAAGCCUCAGUCCACUGUUGAAUCGAAUGGCCUUCUGCCUCCACCACCACCGCCCCCUCAAACUCAACCGCCACCACCUCCUCCAUCUGGUUCACUGCCACCACCACCACCUCCGAUGGCUAAUGGUACUGGGGCCUAUCCACCACCUCCACCACCACCAUCUGGAGGUUACAUGUGAAAGUGAAAACUAGGAGGCUAGAAUCAACUACAAACCGUUUGAACACAGCACUCUUUAUCACUGUUUGUCUCAACUCUCAAGAGAGUGUACUAAAAUACCGAAAUCUGUUUUGACAUGGAUUUUUGAAGCUGAUUUCUGCAGAUGUAAUAACGAUCUUUGUUAUGUUUUAGUUCUCUGUUAUCAAUUUGUCAAUUUGUUUCUGCUGUA